Tetrahymena thermophila SB210 is the source of this 417-nucleotide messenger RNA. RefSeq names its product Ctr copper transporter family protein. The transcript has 3 exons. NCBI's taxonomy places the organism in Eukaryota, Ciliophora, Oligohymenophorea, Hymenostomatida, Tetrahymenidae. Gene Ontology annotation, molecular function: copper ion transmembrane transporter activity. The record is from RefSeq and is a predicted model, not a curated record. The coding region runs from base 1 to 417 and encodes 138 amino acids. Gene Ontology annotation, cellular component: membrane. Gene Ontology annotation, biological process: copper ion transmembrane transport.
AUGGCUAUGGGUCCUAUGCACAUGUAUGUCUACUUUGAUGAGACUUGUGCUUUCGUAUUUAAACAAUUUAAGACUGUUGUUGGUGAUUAUGGAUAUUUUGUUUUAGGAUGUUUCUGCUGCUUACUCUACGGUAUUUUCCAUAUGCUAAUUCCAUUCUUGAAGGAUCUCUACUUAAAGAAAAAACUUAAAAACUCAAACCAAAAGUACUCUCGUUGUCCCAUCGAUGUUAAGAUUAUUCUUACUAUUUAUUAUUUUGCAUACACUUUAUCAAAUUUUAUGCUUAUGAUGAUAAUGAUGACUAUGAAUGGAUGGGUUUUAAUAGCUACAGCUUUAGGUUUAACCAUUGGUUAUUUCAUAUUUACUUUUGACAAAACUUUAUAUGAAUUAAAAGGAAAUCACGAACUUUGCCAUUCUUGA